UUUUUUGAGCUUUGCUCAGCUCCAACAUGGCGGACACCGGUGUGGUGGAGACGCUUCUGAAGCGGCUUGAGAAAGUGGACGGCGGCGUAGACAGCGUGGAAGUGGCCAACAGCCUCGGAGUGGACCACCAGCACAUCGUGGGAGCUGUGAAGAGUCUGCAAACCCUCGGUGACGUGAUUUCAGCGGAUCUGCGCUCCUCCAAACACUGGGAGCUGACGGAGGAGGGCACGGAGAUAGCCGAGCAGGGCAGCCAUGAAGCCCGGGUCUUCAGCUCCAUCCCUGUGGAGGGUUUACCACAGGCUGAGCUCAUGAAACUUUCCUUCGGAAAGAUCGGAUUCAGCAAGGCCAUGUCCAACAAAUGGAUUCGAGUGGACAAGUCCCACGAGGGAGGCCCCAGGAUAUUCAGAACUGUGGACAGCAUACAAGACCAGGUGAGAGAUAAGCUGCUCGUAGUAAAGAAGGGUGACUGUACUCAGCUGGAGGAGAAAGAGAAGAGUGAACUGAAGAAGAGAAAACUCCUCUCUGAAGU
Molecule: messenger RNA, 529 nt
Organism: Austrofundulus limnaeus
Lineage: Eukaryota; Metazoa; Chordata; Actinopteri; Cyprinodontiformes; Rivulidae
Product: phenylalanine--tRNA ligase alpha subunit
Biological process (GO): phenylalanyl-tRNA aminoacylation
Cellular component (GO): cytosol; cytoplasm; phenylalanine-tRNA ligase complex
Molecular function (GO): tRNA binding; ATP binding; phenylalanine-tRNA ligase activity
Source: RefSeq, a predicted model, not a curated record